CUGGAGUGCCGCCGAGGCUGCUCUGAGUGCGGGGUUGGGGCGGCGGCGGCGGCGGCGGCGGCGGCGCUCCGGCUGCUGAGCCCUGCGAGCCCCGCACCUAGCCCAUCUGCCGGGGCGGGCCCGGAGCCCAGAUAUGGAACCAGGGGAAUUGAGAGGAAGAAGACAACUUUUAUUUGGCAUUGCUAGGACUAGAUCAUGGUGUGGUGCCUAAAAUAGGAUAUGCUGUCUUCUGGAAGCUUGCAUUUGAAGAAGCCUGUUUUAAGUUCUUUAAUUUGUAAAGUGCUUGAUGGGCGGCAUUAUGGCCCCCAAAGACAUAAUGACAAAUACUCAUGCUAAGUCCAUCCUCAACUCAAUGAACUCCCUCAGGAAGAGCAAUACCCUAUGUGAUGUGACAUUGAGAGUGGAACAGAAAGACUUCCCUGCACAUCGGAUUGUACUGGCUGCCUGCAGUGAUUAUUUCUGUGCUAUGUUCACCAGUGAGCUUUCAGAGAAAGGGAAACCUUAUGUUGAUAUCCAAGGUUUGACUGCUUCUACCAUGGAAAUCCUGUUGGACUUUGUAUACACAGAAACCGUACAUGUGACAGUAGAGAAUGUACAAGAACUGCUUCCUGCAGCAUGUCUACUUCAGCUGAAAGGUGUGAAGCAAGCCUGCUGUGAGUUCUUAGAAAGUCAGUUGGACCCUUCUAAUUGCCUGGGUAUCAGGGAUUUUGCUGAAACUCACAAUUGUGUUGACCUGAUGCGAGCAGCUGAGGUUUUUAGCCAGAAGCAUUUUCCUGAAGUGGUACAGCAUGAAGAGUUCAUUCUUCUAAGUCAAGGAGAGGUGGAAAAGCUAAUCAAGUGUGAUGAAAUUCAGGUGGAUUCUGAAGAGCCAGUCUUUGAGGCAGUUAUCAACUGGGUGAAGCAUGCCAAGAAGGAACGAGAAGAAUCCUUGCCUGACCUUUUACAGUAUGUACGGAUGCCCCUGCUGACCCCUAGGUACAUUACAGAUGUGAUAGAUGCUGAGCCUUUCAUCCGCUGUAGUUUACAAUGCAGGGACCUAGUUGAUGAAGCAAAGAAGUUUCACCUGAGGCCUGAACUUCGGAGUCAGAUGCAAGGACCCAGAACAAGGGCCCGUCUAGGAGCCAAUGAAGUGCUUCUGGUGGUUGGGGGCUUCGGAAGCCAGCAAUCGCCUAUUGAUGUGGUAGAAAAAUAUGACCCCAAGACUCAAGAGUGGAGCUUUUUGCCAAGCAUCACUCGAAAGAGACGGUAUGUGGCUUCAGUUUCCUUACAUGAUCGGAUCUAUGUAAUUGGUGGGUAUGAUGGCCGUUCCCGCCUCAGUUCAGUGGAAUGUCUAGACUACACAGCAGAUGAGGAUGGAGUCUGGUAUUCUGUGGCCCCUAUGAAUGUCCGACGAGGCCUUGCUGGAGCUACCACCCUGGGAGAUAUGAUCUACGUCUCCGGAGGCUUUGAUGGAAGCAGGCGUCAUACCAGUAUGGAGCGGUAUGACCCAAACAUUGACCAGUGGAGCAUGCUGGGAGAUAUGCAGACAGCUCGAGAGGGUGCAGGACUAGUAGUGGCCAGUGGAGUGAUCUACUGUCUAGGAGGAUAUGAUGGCUUGAAUAUCUUAAAUUCAGUUGAGAAAUAUGAUCCACAUACAGGGCACUGGACGAAUGUUACACCCAUGGCCACCAAGCGUUCUGGUGCUGGAGUUGCCCUUCUAAAUGACCAUAUUUAUGUGGUGGGAGGGUUUGAUGGUACAGCCCACCUUUCUUCUGUUGAAGCUUACAACAUUCGUACUGAUUCCUGGACGACUGUUACUAGUAUGACCACUCCACGAUGCUAUGUAGGAGCAACGGUGCUUCGGGGGAGACUCUACGCAAUUGCAGGGUAUGAUGGGAAUUCUCUGCUGAGUAGCAUUGAGUGCUAUGACCCUAUCAUAGACAGCUGGGAAGUAGUAGCAUCCAUGGGAACCCAGCGCUGUGAUGCUGGUGUAUGUGUUCUCCGAGAGAAGUGACCAUUAUUUGAGGACCAGCUGAAGCUAAUGACCACUCCAAGGAACAGGAACAGUUUGUGGGAGAAUCAAGGAUCCUUUCCAGAUGUUUAUUUCUCACUGUGUGCACAGGGUGAUUACAGGCACCAGUGCAGUGAUGAUUGUACUUAUUUGAUACACGCUCCUUCGCACUGGUAAUGUUGCUCAUAAGGGUGGGUAACAGGUACUCAAGGGAAGAAAAUGCAUAUUUAGAUGUGAGAGACAAGAUCACACACCCCCCAACCCCCCAUGGUCUGGGGAGCACUUUCUUAUUGUUUGUAACUUACCAUGUGCUUGGGAGAAAUAUAUAUAUAUAUAUAUGUGCACAAUAUAUAUGUAUUUAUAUUGUGCCUCAUAUAUCACAGAGAACUAAGGUAAGUAUGGCCUGCUAGAUGUAGACAGUGUCUAGCCUAGAUGACUGGAAGGAUACCAACUUGCAUAGGCUUGGCACAAUGAAAAUUGUCUUUUUUCCAGGAACAGAAAUACCUUUUCUGAUACAAAGAUAGCCAGGGGCACCAUAGUUCCAUUCCAGAAGAGGCCAAGAGCCCUAUCAAAAUUUAAAAGGCCAGGGGGAAAUAUAGAUGUGAUUCCACUUAGUGGGACAGGGUUAUUAUAAAAGAAAUGAGGUUUAGGCUGAGUGUGGUGGCACACCCCUUUAGUCCCAGCCCUUGGGAGGCAGAGGCAAGCAGAUCUCUGAGUUCGAGGCCAGCCUGAACUAUGGUCUUACUAUGGUCUACAUAGUGAGUUCUAUGCCAGCUGGGACUACAGGGAGACCCUGUCUCAAAAAGAAAAAAGAAGCGAGGUUAUACUAAGUGACAGGAACUGAAUUUGGUGGAAUGUGAGUGAACCUAGAUGACCACUGAAGUGUAACCUGGAAGACUAGAAAGGACAUAUUGAACAUAUUAUUUGACCCCAAGGUCUCUCUAAUGUAGAAUGUUGUGCAUCUUGGCCCUGGAGAGUAACAGUGAGCAAAUAUUAGAAUAAGAGAUGGUGUAAAUGUGGGGCGUUCAACAUACCUGGGGAUAAACUAGAAGUACCUGUGAUUUUACAAUCGUCUCAGUCCCUGUCAGGGCUCACAUAGCCAUGGCAGUGUUUGUCUUGAAUGGGUGAAAGACUCUCUUUCUGUUGAAUCAAAUACUACUACAUGACUACACUUCCACACUAUUUAUUUGGGGAUGGGUGGGGGUGGCAACAGCCUAGUAGUUCAGGUACCUGAUAACUGCCCCAUUCUUUUAAGGGCACACUUCUGCUAAGGAGUGCUUCAUACUGCUGUGUUUGGGACACUUAGUCCUCUUCCUGCUUUGUUUUCUGUAUCUGUCUUUAGAAUGAAUUUUAUUCAUCUCAGGACAGAAUAAUCAAGGACAACCAAAAUUCGUUUGUUCUAGUACCUCUGCUGUUACCAUUCUAGGCUCCUCUGUGUCGUGGAGUGAAAUUCUUGCAUUAUUGGUAUUACAAGUGUCAGAAUGUGAUAAACCUAAACUACGGUACCUUCCCUUUGCUCUGGAAUUUCAUUUUUUUCCUUUCCCUAAGUUGUAUUGACCUGCAGAGUUAAUUUUCUUUGUAUUUUUUUAAGAAAAUAUUAAAAAUCAACUGUCUCAGAA
Molecule: messenger RNA, 3609 nt
Organism: Nannospalax galili (Upper Galilee mountains blind mole rat)
Lineage: Eukaryota; Metazoa; Chordata; Mammalia; Rodentia; Spalacidae
Gene: Klhl12
Product: kelch like family member 12
Exons: 14
Coding region: 287-1993 (568 amino acids)
Molecular function (GO): protein binding
Source: RefSeq, a predicted model, not a curated record